AUGGUCCGCAGCGGUCCAUCCCCCGCCGCCCUCUCCGUGACCAGUGCCAAGGAUGCAGUGGAGGCCGGCCUGCAGCGCUUCUCUAAUGGCGACCCAGCGACUGCGCUCCAGCUCUUCCGCGCCGGCCUCUCCAUGCGCCCCUCCCCCGACGAGGCGAGGGCGGCCACCUACAACAGCGCCUGCGCGCUGACGGCGCUCGGCCGGUACCAGGAGGCUCUGGCGCAGCUGGAGAGCGCGGUGACAGUGCAUGACCUGGCCCUGCGGGUGGUGGAGCGCGACCCCGACCUGGCGGCCCUGCGCCUCGCCCCCGGCUGGCCCGCGCUGCGCUCCCGCCUGGAGGCCGCGCGCGGCGCCCAGUCCAGCACCGCGCUGCGGGCCGAGGCGCGCAGCCCCUUCCGUACGCUGCGCCUGCUGGGCCUGGGCGGCGUGACGCUGGGCGCCGGGCUGGGCGCCGCGGUGCUGGCGGCACGCCUGGCGGGGUUCCUGGGGCGUGGCGAGGAGGCCUCCCUCCCCGAUGCGCUCCAGAAUCUGGCCAUCAACCUGGCGGUGACAGGGGUGGCCGGCUUCCUGCUGGCCCGGGACUGGGCGGCGGGGCGACGUGGCGUGGCACAGGCGGCGCGGGAGGAGGCGCUGGGCGAGCUGCGCUUCCUUCCCCCGGCGCGGGGCGAGGCGGGCGUGCCACGUGCGCUGCGCACGCUGCGCGGCAGCCGCCGGCCCCUGCGUGGCAUCUGCGUCCUGCCGGUGGUGCUGCAGGAGGACAGCGAGACGGCGGAGCGGCUGGAGGGGCUGAGGCGGGAGUUUGCGGCCGGGAAGGGGGCCGCAGGCGGGGAGGGGUUUGCCGCGGGGCCCUCGCCCAGGGCGCCGGCGCAGAGCGCUCCACGCUGGCAGCUGGAGCCCGCAGACCCCCACCAGUGGAAGGCGUGGGCCACGGAGAGUGGGCUGCUGGGGUCCCCUUCGGCCCCAUCCACCGCCCCCGAGACCGGGUACAUCGUGCUGGACCUGGACGGCUGCAUCUCGGGGUCUGGGCCGGGGCUUCCCGACUGGCCAGCGCUGCUGGCCGCCACACCCACCCUCAAGCUCAAGGAGAGUGCAGCAAAGAAGAGGGGGGCCUGA
Molecule: messenger RNA, 1113 nt
Organism: Auxenochlorella protothecoides
Lineage: Eukaryota; Viridiplantae; Chlorophyta; Trebouxiophyceae; Chlorellales; Chlorellaceae
Exons: 3
Coding region: 1-1113 (370 amino acids)
Molecular function (GO): protein binding
Source: RefSeq, a predicted model, not a curated record